CAAAGACUCGACUCAAAGGAACGAUUCCGACAUCACUGAUCUGUGGCUGAGCUUGAGCUCUCUCAAUCAAAUCCCAGAGACGAGGAGUAGGAAGCUCUGUGGAGACAUGUAAGAUGGCAGAGCUGCAGAUGUUACUAGAGGAAGAAAUCCCCGCCGGUAAACGAGCUCUCGUGGAGAGUUACCAGAACCUCACGAGGGUCGCGGACUACUGUGAGAAUAAUUAUGUUCAGGCACAGGAUAAGAAGAAAGCAUUGGAGGAGACCAAAGCCUACACCACCCAGUCCCUGGCAAGUGUGGCCUAUCAGAUCAAUGCCUUAGCCAACAAUGUCCUGCAGCUGUUGGAUAUCCAGGCCUCGCAGCUGCGCAGGAUGGAGUCCUCCAUUAACCACAUAUCUCAGACGGUAGACAUCCAUAAGGAGAAGGUCGCCCGGCGAGAGAUUGGCAUCCUGACAACGAAUAAGAACACAUCAAGGACUCAUAAGAUCAUCGCUCCGGCUAACCUGGAGCGGCCGGUGAGGUACAUCAGGAAGCCCCUCGACUUCACCGUACUGGAUGAUGUGGGGCAUGGAGUGAAGUGGCUUAAAGCCAAGCAACACGGCAACAAUCAGUCAAUCAGAGGAGGAACUCUCUCCAGGACCAAUCCCCCAACACAGAAACCUCCCAGCCCACCCUUGGCAGGACGAGGCACUCUUGGGCGUAACAAUCCUUAUAAAACGCUUGAGCCAGUGAAACCUCCAACAGUGCCCAACGACUACAUGACGAGUCCAGCUCGUCUGGGCAGCCAACACAGUCCGGGACGUACCGCGUCUCUCAACCAGCGACCGAGAACCCACAGUGGCAGCAGCGGGGGCAGCGGCAGUCGAGAGAACAGUGGCGGCAGCAGCAUUGGCAUUCCCAUCGCCGUGCCGACUCCCUCCAUUCCCAACUCAGUCCCAGUCACACCCUCGUGGGCAGCUCCACCCCCAGCCCCCCCUCCUCCACCCCCACUCUUCAGCCAGGGCCCACCAAUGACAGCCGCUGCUAUAGCUGUGGCUGCGGGGCCAGGUCUGGGGCCCAUCCCCAUGUCUCAGUUCGGCACCGUAUCUCGACAGAUCUCCAGACACGGCUCCAGCACCUCCUCCGUGUCCAUGGUGUCUGCCACGGGCACAUACCGCCGAGCGCCGUCCGUCUCGUCCCAGUUCUCCCUGCAGCAGCCGCACAUUAACGGGGGAACAAACGCAAUGUCUAUGGCCCCCCCUCCUCCCCCCAUGCCUCAGCUCACCCCACAGAUCCCUCUCACAGGGUUUGUGGCCCGAGUACAGGAAAACAUUGCAGAUACCCCGACUCCUCCCCCUCCCCCUCCCCCUGAUGACAUGCCCAUGUUUGACGAGGCUCCGCCGCCGCCUCCACCAAUCGACUAUGAAGAUGAAGAGGCAGCUGUAGUGCAGUACAGUGACCCAUAUGCAGAUGGAGACCCUCAGUGGGCCCCCAAGUCCUACAUUGAGAAGGUGGUUGCCAUCUACGACUACAUCAAGGAUAAGGAUGAUGAACUGAGCUUCAUGGAAGGAGCCAUUAUCUACAUCAUCAAGAAGAAUGACGACGGCUGGUUCGAGGGCGUCUGCAGCGGCGUCACUGGGCUGUUUCCCGGAAACUACGUGGAGUCCAUCAUGCACUACGCCGACUGAAGAGACCGGACCUAAAAUCAUUCACACCCAAUCAGUCAGAUCUGGACCACAGAAGAAACCAUGUACAAGCACUAAAUGUGUGUUCCUCACAAAUGGCGAAUCAUGAAAACUGAUGAACUUUACUUUAUGGUGAUGGGUGGAUGUGGGCAAACGGGACGAGCAGCGAUUCAGAGGACGUCAGUGUACAUAAAAUGAAAGUCAGCCUGUGGGUGUCUGUAGUGAAUGUCAAUCACAGGAUCUUCUACACAACACAACUAAAGGUCGACCAUUUAAUUGAGUUCCUUUACUACUUCUCUCCAUUCACAUUUGUUUGGACAUUUUGGAUGCAAAAAAAAAAAAUCCUCCUAUUAUAAACUAAUUCAUUUUAGUGUUUUAUUUUAAAGCACCACGUCAUUGCCCCAAAUGUAUCAAAAUCUUAACGUAAAGCAUGCAUUCAAAAUUAAACAAUUUAUUAUAACCUAAA
This is a messenger RNA of Carassius carassius (crucian carp), 2127 nucleotides long. Its product is annotated as abl interactor 1-like. Gene Ontology annotation, cellular component: intracellular anatomical structure; lamellipodium. Gene Ontology annotation, molecular function: SH3 domain binding. The record is from RefSeq and is a predicted model, not a curated record. Bases 114 to 1664 code for a protein of 516 amino acids. NCBI's taxonomy places the organism in Eukaryota, Metazoa, Chordata, Actinopteri, Cypriniformes, Cyprinidae. The transcript has 12 exons.